GCGGUCGCGCAAGAGGAUUCCCUCUGCGGCGGCUUUCCAGAAGGACUCCCUGUUGCAGUGUCUUCCAUGGAACAGGAGGAGCAGGAGAAGGAGAAAAAGAAAGUGGUCGAAGAUCAGGAGGAGGAGGAGGAAGAGGAGGGCGAGGAUGAGGAGCGUCUAUCACAGCUCUACUUCAAAUAUCACAACAACUCUGGCUGCAAUUCCAGCAGAGCUCCCGUUACAGCCCCAGCGACACCUCCCACGACAACUCCCACGGUAGCUCCUUGGCCACAUUCAAGUGCAGAUCCUACUGGAGUAACUCCUAUAACUGCUCCUUCUACAGAUACUACUACAGUUCGUUCACCAGUUCCUGCUACAGUCAGGAAUGCAAUUCGCACGUGA
Prorocentrum cordatum is the source of this 381-nucleotide messenger RNA. Lineage: Eukaryota; Dinophyceae; Prorocentrales; Prorocentraceae. The record is from the annotation of a GenBank genome assembly.